AUGCCGCUCCCCGCGUGGACGGCAACGGCCGAGGGGCUCCGACGAGCCCGGGAGGAGGGGAGGGGGCCAGGGCACGGCAUCCUCGGCUGCCGAAUUCACCCCGCGGGGCAGAUGGAGGUGGCAUCGCAGAGGACCGACGCCAAGGCGGGAGGGCGGUUGUGCCGUUGCCCCUUCGAGCUGGUCCUUCCAAACCCGGACACGUUUCCAACGGGUUCCCUGGGACUUUUGGAGUUAGCGGAGGCGUCCGCCGGCGACAGCAGCCUCCGGAGCCCAGCGAGGGCUGAGGUUUGCCGGGUCCAUCUGGCUCCGAAGAUGCCCGAGCGGAGCCAUCGGCGGUUUGGCCACCAGCACGCAGGAGGCGCAGGCGUCGGUGCCGGGGCAGACUGGUUCCUUCUGGACAGCCGGACGGUUCGCCACGCUGCCAUCGGCUUGUUCUGCUGCGGGGUCUCAGUCUACCUAACAGCUCUCGCCAUCUACAUGCUGCUGCUGUUUGAACUGGAGGCCGGCAUCGCCAGCGCCUGUAUCCUCUCCUCCGGCAUCAUCGUCCUGCUCAUCACGGUGACGCACGCCCUGGUACGGGCUUCCCAGGUUUCGCGCCGCAGCCGCUCCGAGGUCUCUCACACCCUCUACGAGAACGACUCUGCCCAGCACGGCGAAUCCUCCACCAGCGAUCUCAACAACAAGAACGCAGCCGCGUCCCGGCCCCGGCCUGAAAUCCAUCGGGAAUUUUCCUUCCCUCCUUUCCUGGAGCGCAAAUCUCAGCUGGGCUCUCCAGCCAGCAGGAACCUCACCUCCUCGGGCAGCCCCGGGCUUCGCUCCGAGAAGGAGAGCUACAACCUGCCCCGAACGCACAGGACGCUGUCGGCAGAGUCGGGGCUGCUGCAGGCACAGGGCAAACCCUGGAACGGCGUCACAGAGGAGAUGAGGAACGUGCUGUCACGCAAACCCGGAGCCUCGGGCAAGGACUCGACCCUGGUGUGA
This is a messenger RNA of Charadrius vociferus (killdeer), 981 nucleotides long. It is a transcript of the gene TMEM221, whose product is annotated as transmembrane protein 221. NCBI's taxonomy places the organism in Eukaryota, Metazoa, Chordata, Aves, Charadriiformes, Charadriidae. The transcript has 5 exons. The record is from RefSeq and is a predicted model, not a curated record. The coding region runs from base 1 to 981 and encodes 326 amino acids.